GAUACACGCACACACACACGCACACGCACACAGACACACGGACAGCUAGAUAAAACGAAACUCAAAGGACAGCAAAUAGGGAAAACUCCGUGAACCUGUAUAGUAUGUCAAGUGGACGCAGUGCACGCCUACCGCCCACGCCCACGCCCACGUCCACGCAGAACGCCAACAACAAGCACCGCGUGGCAGCUGCAACAUCCGCCGUAGCAGCAACGGCAGUCGGUGAGCCCAACAGCAACAACAUGCUGCAAUACAGCAGCGGCAAUGCAACAGCCAACGGCAGUGCUGGCACGGCGUCGGGCUUAGGCGUAAGCGGCCUCCAGAUGGCCUCCAUGAACAUGGGCAUGGGCAGCAUGUCGAGCGGCAUGCUGCCAAGCGGCUUUGGCCUUGGCCAAAUGUCCGGCGGCGUCAGCACUGCGACGAGCGACGUGGGAACCGACAGCAUACCCGGCGAGACCAUCGAUGCCCUGGGCCCCGAGCUGGCAGUGGCCACCUCGCAGGUGCUCGAAAAUUUGUCGGAAAACGAGCGGAAGAUGAUCAUUGAAGUGCUCAAUCGGGAUGAGUCGGUGCGGCAGCGCGAUGCGACCAGGAUAAUGCUCUUGCGCGCUGAAUUGUAUGCGCUGAGAUGCAAGGUCGUUGGUGGAGCAGGAGCGCAGUCACAGCCAAUGCCACUCGAUGCCACACAACAACAACAACAACAACAAGAACAACAACAACAACAAGACCCUAACCAACAACAGCAAACAAUGCUAGAACAACAACAACAACAACAACAACAACAGCUUGAACACAACAACCACAAAAAUCUACACAACGACUUGAGUCGCCACUGUGCCCGCUGCACCACCGAACUGGGCCGCAUCACCAACCGCGGCGCUCCCUGUCGCGUCUGCAAGCUGCGCGUGUGCAAAGCCUGUCGAGUCCAUCACGCAUUGGACUGGGUGUGCGUUGUGUGCCACAAGCAACUGGAGCUACAAGCAGCCAGCGGUGAGUGGCUGAAGGAAGCCUACGCAUCCUGCGAGGCUGUCGAUCACCUCAGCACCAGUGACGUGCUGCGGAAAAGCAUACGUCGCUCUUGGACCAUCUCAAAUCCCGAGGACGAUCCGAAUAAUCCGAAUGCCCAGCAGCCCGUCACCGAUAACCUGUAUCCACAGCAGCAGCACUUGAUCGAGGCCCAAUCGGCGGGCAGUUACCCCACAUUGCACCAGCACACGCUGCAUCAGCAGAUGCAGCAGCAGCAGCAGCAACAGCUACAGCAGCAACUGCCACUGCAGCAGCAGCAGCAGCAUCAGGCGCCCCCGCAGCCGCGCCAGACGCACAUCAUCAACUAUAAUAGCGGCACUGCCACGCCCAUCACUGGCAGCAAGUGGCAGUUGGGGCGUCGCGUCCUACGCCAAUCCACACUACCCAGCACACUCAACAACGAUCCGAAUCUGAGCGGCAGCGGUGCCAAUCUGGCCAACUACAAUUCGGCCAACUUGACCGCGCCCACCUCGCCCCACCAGAUACAGAAGAGCCCGCUCUAUCCGAGCGCCUACAACAGCGACGACAUCAUCCACAUGAACAUUGCGCCCGACUGCGACAACUACAGCCAGAUCCAGAUCCAGCAGCAGCAGCCGCAGCUGGAGGCAGCCGCGAGUCCUCCGACGCAUAGCCAUCGACUGCAGGUGCGCCGUCAGUCUACGCUGCCGGCGAAUCCAUGCCAGCCGCCGCCCAGCAUAUACAUGUCCACCUCACCGAAUCGCGUCUACAGCCGUUCGCCGGAACGGUCGCCCGGCGAGCAGCGCUAUCCGCCCUUCACGCGCCAGACAUCCUUCCCGGAGCCGCCGAGCAACAACUACCAUCGCACCAAGCUGCUGCCCAACACCGCCAAUCUAACAGCUCCGACCAACCAGUCCUCGCCAGUGGUCGCUGCGGCAGCGGCGCCGCCCCUGAGCUACGAGUCGCAGGCAUCGAGCAUGGCCAGCGAUGAGAUGGACUACAGCCAGGCAUUCGGCAAGCCGCGCAUGACGCGCCAGGCCACCUUGCCCAAUCCCGAGCAGCAUGUCAAGCUGCUGCCCACAUCGCCGCCCAAGCGUCAGACGUCGCCGCAGUUCCGGCGUUCGCCGGAAUUCACGCGCCAGCAGACGCUGCCCAAUCCGGAAGCCUUCAACAGCGGCAACACGCUAACAGUGCACCAGACGCCACCGGGCAAAUUCAUGCCCAUCUCGCCGCGAGCCAAGCAGAACUUCCUGUUCCCCAGCGUGCAGAAUCCGCGCCAGUUUCUGUCGCAGCAGAACGUGCCCACUGUGGGCGGCGUCGACCUCGGCAGCGGCGGCAGCGUGGCGAGCGGCGCGGGCGAGCAGUACUCGAGCAGCCAGAGCGUCAACAUACACCACUCGCGUGACCCGCACUCGAAGAUGAUCAAGGUGCGCAGCCACAGCAACGAGGAGUAUUCGAACAGCACCAAGACGCACGUGGAGAGUCGGCGUCUGCUGCCGGAAAUACCCACAACGCAGCGCUCGCAGAGCCGCUCGCCCAGCCGCCUGGUGCGGCAGGACUGCCUCAAGGAGCAGGAGCACGGCUCGCGCACCUUUGGCGAGGCCAAGCAACAGUUCUGCCAGUUUCCCGAUGUCAGCGAGGAGCUGGAGACCCGGCCGGAGUACGUGGACUACUUUGGCAAUAGCACCACCAGCUUCCUGGAGUCCGACGAGGUGCAGUACGAGAAGAACUACAACGCCGGCUUCAGCAGCGAACCGCGCAUCAUCUACAACGACGGCGCCGACGAUGCCACCUACAAGCCCACGCUGCCGCGGCCCAUGUACGGCUCCGAGAAUGUGGUGACAGGCGGCGAUGGUGGCUACGGUGCGGGCGCACCCAUGCCCGGCUUCUACUCCGACAUGCAUGCGACGCACAGCGGCGCCGUGCUGCCGCGCACUCCGCUCAUGCACAAUCGCAUGCGACGGCGCCAGUCGAGGGAGUUGCCUGCCCAGCCACAGGAGGAAUACGCAGCGGGACAAAGCGAAGCAGCGCCAGCCGCAGCAGCUGGCUCGGCGUUGCCUGCCCCACCAGUGGCAAGCGCCACAGUGGGUGGCGCGGCACUCGCGGCGGACAGCAGCGCAGAUCGGCGAAAGCCAGAGCAAAUGCGUUCCGUGUCAGAGGACUCGGGUGCCAAAACGGCGCCGAAGCCCGUCACGCGGCGCUCCUUUUCGCAUCCCGAGAAGGACUCAACGCCACCAAAGAAAACGGAAACCUCGAAAAUACCCAGUCCCCGACCCCUGGCCGAUAUACUGGACAAGACGCGCGGUGGCGCCACAAAGAUACCGCUGGCCCGGCGUCGCAACAGCCGCGGAGAGGAGGGUAGAGUACCACAGCAUCACUACUCCUUCCAUGAACUGCUUAAGCACCAGAACUCUGACUUAUCCAAUCGCAUGAAAAAAACGACAAUUCCCGUUAACACAGUCCCAGCCAAGGAGGAUGAGCAGGCCGCAUCCGGAGCCGUAGCCAAGACGACUGACAAAGACCACGACGCGACCAACAAUGAGGCCAAUGACACAGCAGGUGCCGCAGCACACACCAGCACACUGGGUGAACAGGAGCUCCAGAAUGCAGUGGAGGCGGCUGCCGUUGUCUUCAAGAAGGUGGUGCUGCAGCGGCGCAAGGAGAAGGAGAAGGAGAAGGCCGCCGAGGAAGGCCUGCAGCUGGCAGCUGGCGCUUCCGGUGACAUCAACGGCGAUGCCAUGGAAACCUCGUCGUCAUCGGAGCUGGAGUUCAGGUGCAGCACAGCGGGCACGUCGGGUCAGUCGCAGUACAGUGUCGAAGCGGAUGAGUUCAAGCUUGUGUUUCUAAACUCGGACUCGUCAUCCUCAUGCAAAGAGGAGGAGGAGGAGGAGGACGACAACGAUACAGAUACCGCCUCCAGUUCCUCCUGCACCUCCACACACCAAUGCCACAGCAUUGUGAGCAAUGUGGAGGACUGUGAUUGGGACUACUUUGAGCCAUCGAUGAUUGCAGCCACCACAACCACAACCACAACAAUGAUUGCCUAUGCCGGCUCCCUGGCGUCCACAACGCCCACGCCGCCGCCACGCCUACGUCGUCGCUCCAGCGACAGCGACUCGCCCUUGCUGCAGCGCCGGCAGCAGCUCCUGCGCAGCUACUGCUCCAAGAUACGCGAGAGCGACACCGGCACCGACGAGGAGCUGCACAUGCACGCCGAGAGCAGCUCCCAGACCAGCUCCGAUCAGAAUCAGACACCGCCGACGCCCUCACUGCCGCUCAGCAUGAAGGCGCGCAUUAAGACGCGUUUCCUCAAGAGCCACCAUCACUACCAGCACCACCACCACAGCCACAACCACGCGCCCAGCAGGUGCACUGGCUGCAGUGGAGCCACAGCCGCCCAGCAGCCGCAAUAUGUGCCCAUUCCCGUGCCGGUGCCCAUACCCGUGCCCAUGGCCGCCUACCACAACUGGCAGCUGGAGCAUUCGGGCGCACCGCUGCUGGAGCAGGACGAGCACUUGGCCGCCUCGCUGCAGCAGCUGUGGCAGGCGGCGGCAGCCGCUUCGUCCACACCAAACUCGCCGCAGCAGCAACAGCAACAGCAGCAGCAGCAACAACAACAGCAGCAGCAGGCGGCAGCCGCAGCGGCUGCUGCAGCGGCUAUGGUCGCUUACUCGCAGCAAUUCGCCGCGGCCAGCAACAUGUUUGAUGCAACACCGCCGGCAACCACCAAGAGCUAUCAGCAAUUGCCAACAACAACACGUCAAUUGGAUGGCGGGUUCAAGUCCUCGGCGCCGGAGCUGAGCGCCUCGCUGGGCUCGCUGAUGACGCAGUCGCUGUGCUCCACUGCGUCCACGUCUUCAUCAACAACGUCCGGCUAUGGCACAGCAGGUCGUAGCCUGGAAACAUUAGCCGGCUGUCUGUGUCUGGCACAACAACAGCAUUACCAACAGCAACAACAACAACAACAGCAGCAGCAGCAGCAGCAGCAACAACAACAACAACAACAACAACUGGCCAGCCAAAUAGCUUUCAAGCCAGCUCCAACAAGUUUAGGUUUAGUAUUGCCGCGCACGCCGUCGGGUGAACAGCAACAAACGCGACGCUCGCUCUGUGACGAUGCUGAUGCCGAUGUUGACGUCGCCGCAACGCCCACAACAGCACUGAGAUUGUGUAAUGCGAAUGAUAAAAGAAGCAGCGAUUGCGACUGCGACUGCGACUGUGACUGCGAGAACGACACGCGCAACAGCGUUAAAUUUAGCGCACAUGUUGAUGUUGAUAAAAGCGAGGCAAUGCCAGCGGCAACAUUGACAGUCGAGCUGCCAAAUAAAUGCCAAAAUCUAUGCGAAACUGUGCAAAACAACAGACAACUAGCGACAGCAGCAGUCCCAGCAGCAGCAGCAGCAGCUCAAGCACCAACAGUACCAACAGCAGCAACGGCAGCACCAGCACCAGACACACAAACACAAACAGCAACAGAAAACACAGAAACAGAAAGACAAACCUACCUGGCGAGUAACAACCACAACGCCGCCGACGACGAUGACGACGGCGACGAAGGCGAAGCAGCGGAGGCAGCAGACGAAACAAAUAUACAUAAAAAUCAAGUACCAGCAACGGCAGCAACAACAACUACAACUACAGCAAGCGGAGCCACAUUGAGUGCGGCAACUCCUGCGGUAAUAACUCGUUUCAGCGACGGCCAAGUUGCAGUCGAAAAUGUUGAGAUUGUUGCCGCCGUUGCGCCUAGAGAGCAACAAUUGCAGCAGCAGCAGCAACAGCAACAGCAGCCACUAGAGCCUCAACUAGCAAAGAAUUCGCAUAGGCUUAUAAAUACAAAAUCCACAAAUAUGUCCGAGAACGAGCCAAGUGAGUCGGCGACAUUUGGCCAUUUGCGCAGCGAAAGCUACGCCGCCAACAGCAGCAGCAGCAGCAAUAGCAACAGCAGCAGCAGCAGCAACAGUGAAGCUGAAGAUGAGCGCAGCCCACGCAAAUUGGUGGAGCGCAGCUACGAUGUGGCUCUGGCCAUGCAGGCAGAGGCAGCAGCGGAGGAGGAGCUGCAGCUGGAGCCACAGGCGGCAGCCGUGCCCAUGCAAAUGGUGCACCACAGCACCACCGAAGGCAGCAGUAGCAGCAGCAGCAGUGAUUCCAGCAGCAACAGCAGUUCCAGCUCCGAGUCAUGUGACUCGGAUGACACCGGCACCGUGGCGGAUCGCCGGCCCAAGCGAAGACGCUUUAACAAGGUGUUUGUGGUCAACCGGCAGGUGGGCCAUGCGGCACGUGUGCGACGCAGCUCAUCCACAGAAGGUGACUCGUUAUCCUCCUCGGAUGCGAAUCUCGAAGAUUCAUCGGAUAAUGAUACAGAUACAGAGCGCACCGAGUGUGGCAUUGUGCUCAACUAUGUGAAGGCAUUGGCCGAGGAGGAGGCGGGCCCAGAGGAGAAGCCAUUGGCUGCUGCAGCACGUGAUGCCAGCGACGAUGAUGAUGAUGAUGAAAGUGAACGCCGCAUUGCCAACUCAAGCGAUGAGCUCGCCAAUUGCAUUGUUGUUGUUGGCGGCUGCACCGACGACGAUGCCAAUACCGGCGGCGUUGUCUUGCAUGGGAUGCGUGCUCUGCCAGACGUUGCAGAGGAGCAGGAGCCGCAGCAGCAGCAGCAGCAGGAGCAAUUAGAGCACAACAUUGAGCAGCCAUUCGAAAUAAGCGCCGUCCUGGCUGCCUGCGAUGAGCUCCAUAGCAUUUCCAACGAUGUGAAUCGCUUGCUGGCGCUGCACAAGCAAAACUCCCAGUUGGAGCUGAAGCUGCAGCGACUGCGACGCGGCGUCGCCGAAAUCAAUGAGGAUCAUCUGCUGGCAGCGCACAGCACUGCUGCGGCUGCCGCCCCCACGGAACAGAAGCCAAGCGAGUGCAGCAGUCAAAUGCUAAAAGGGUGUUCAGGUAAUGCACACAAAGCGCAAAAGAAGGAGGAGGAGGAAGCGGCACAACCAACAGCAACGACAACCCUCGCGCUGACCAUUUGCCGUUCUCAGAAAAGCGUAAAUGUAAAUUCUAAUGACGAAAGCGAAGCAGCGAAACAAAGCGAACCAAGCAACGCCGAGGGUAAACAUGUAAGCGAAGAAGCAGAGGCGCAAACACAAGAAGCAGAGACAACAGAGGCAGCGACUCUUGGGUUUUCAUGCCAGCAGAGGCAGCAGGUAAAAGCAAACAGCGAUAAUAAAGUAGCAGCCAAGCAAACAGCAACAACAACAGCAAAGGCAACGACUAGCGUCGAGCGAACAGCUGUGCAAACCCAGGCAAUGGGAGAGGGCGAGGCAGCGGGCGGCGGCAUACGCAGCGAAGCAUGCAAAAUAAACGACGAUUUGUUCGACUCGCUCAACUCUCACUCUCUCGCCAUAACGAGUAAAGCACCUGAAGCACAACAGAAACAGCAACAGAAACACAAACAACAACAACAAGAGAAGCAACCACAGCAGCAGGUAGCUGAGAGAGCGACAGCUGCUGAGCGUAAAGAGAGCGCGCUACCUGUUGCUCAGUUAGCCGAUUGCGCAGCCGAAGUGAAGUCGCAGUCGGCAUUGGAAACGGCAGAGGCAGCGGCAGCGGAGUCAGUCGAAAAUGAAAUGUUAAACGUUGCGGUUGAAGAGCCAAACGCGCGCCUAACGCUGUACACUAACAAAAACAACAACAUUGGCAGCAGCAGCAACAACAAUAAUAAUAGCAGUAGAAACAGCAACAACAACAAUAACGACGACGACGCCGUUGGUCAUAAUGACGGCGAUUUCGCAGCACAAAAGACAGAAAGCAGCAACAAUGCUGCUCUUGUUGUUGGCCAACAUAGCAGCAGCAGCAGCAACAACAACAACAAAAAUUGUGACGUAGUGAAUGUGAAUGUGAUUGAAGCAUCGUCGCGUGUGUUUGAAAGUUGUGAAAACGAAUACGACAAAAUAUUUGGCAGUAAUCAAGAACUGCAAAUCAACAACGAGCCAACUGCAGCUGCAAUAGCAGCAGCAACAAAUAAAACAACGACAACAACAGCAAUAACAACAACAACAACGGCAAGUGCUGCACCCAAGAAUUCACUUUCAGCUAAAUAUCGCAGCUUAGUGAUGAUUACAAAAGACAAUGAAAGCCCAACAAUAACAACAGCAGCAGCAGCAGCAACAACGAGUAGCGACAACGAUUAUGAAAUGCCAGCGAUUGGCAGCAGCAGCAGCACCAGCACCAGCAACAACAGCAACAACUUUGGCCAGAACUUUGGCAAUGAGUCACACGUUACGCUGCGCGCCUUAAGCAACGACAUCGAUUUCAGCGCGGAGCCGUUGACAGUGACGCCAACGCCAAGUGAAUGGGAACUGUCGCGUGACUCGUACAGUGUGGACUCCCUAAAUGAGCCGAGUGCACGGCCAAAGAUCAUUCUGGACGAUGGCCUGGCCGACGACGACUCCUGGGUGGAGGAGCUGAGUCAACGCGGCGAUGGCGACGAGGAUGAGAACUUGAGCAAUGCCACGACAACGCCGACAGCCACCGAUUCUGAGGAUGCGGAUGGGGAUGGUGAGCUGGGCGGCGGUCGCAUCAUGUACAUGGAUCGGGAGGAGGAGCUGCGCGGCUAUAACCGAUCGGCCAUCGACUUCACGCUGCACACCAUUGUGGAGGAGAGCUGCGAGGAGAGCGAAGUUGCCUCCAUGCGUGCUGACAACGAGCUGGAGCAGGAGGAGGAGGAGGAGGACUUGGCGGAACGUAGACGCAUGCGCACGCUGCAGCAUCAUCAUCGGCUCAGCGCCUCGGAGCUGGAGAAGUAUUUCUUCUUCGGUUUGGGCGAUGGCAAGGUCAUGAGCUCCAUAGACACACGCGGUGAUGAUACCGCCUCGGAGGUCAGUUCCGAGUGCUCCGAGAGUCUGGACUCGCUGCCCCACGACGAUCAGCUGCUGGAUGGCAGCAAUAGCGCCGCAGACUUGGCUUCAUCACGCUUAGAAAAGUAUUUCCUCUCCGGCUUCAUGGGCUUCAGCGGCUCCGGCGAGAAGCAGGCGGAGAGCGAUGAGAGUGGCGGCAGCGUGGGCAGCGACAGCGAGGGACAUCCCAGUCCCAGUCAGCGGCGCAAGCGACUUGUACGGGCGCGCGGCACUCCACGCAGCCACAACUCCUCGCUGGAUAAUCUGCUGCUGCCAGAGGCGGAUGCACUGGAUGCCACUACAACGGCAGCCGGGGCUGCGGAGGACACAUCCGAGUCGGAGACCGGCUGCGACGACACCGUCGUGCACAUGGCCAGCGCUGUGGAUCGUGCCUCUGACGGCAGCUCCUCGGACACCAUCAAGCGCAAGAAGCAGCUGCGGAAGCGGCACGACUCCCUCGAUGAAAAGAAGCUGCACGAGGCGGCAGAUGCGUGUGCCACAGGAGCCGGCGGUGCCAUCGGAGGGGACUCUCAUGCCAACAACCUCGGCACUGCCCAGGCAAAGAAACAGCAGCAUCACAGCCGAGACAGCGGCUUUGUGGGCAGCAACGACGACCUAUUGAAGUCGCCCGACUGCGAGCCCAGCAAGUCUCCCACGCCAACUCUGGGCCAGAUCAGUGAGGACCGCGAGCCGUUGGCCCCAGCCAGCGCGCUCAGUCUGCCCAAACUGGAGCUGCCCAGCACGAGUGCAGGAGCCGCCGUCAGCGCGACGCGACGCAUCACUCUGCAGCCACCGGGCGCGGGUGGAGCCAGCAGCUCCAUUUUGGUGCGCAAGGAUAGCUUCAACAACUGGAGCUCCGAUGAGGAGACCAAUCUGAUGAUGACCAAGAUGCGUCAGUUCUUCAAGACGCUCAUCGUGGCCACAGCCAAUGCACAGCAGAGCCAGUGCCAGAGUCAGAGCCAAUCCCAGAGCCCGAGUGCUGGCAGCACGCCGAGCUCAGUGCGCCGGCUGGCAAGCAAGUCGGCCAAGUCCAGGCCGGCACAGCUGGCCUACUUCGAGAAUGAGCUGACACGCCUCAUGAAGACUGUGCCGGGCAUCAAUGAUGAGCAGGUGCGCGAGAUUGUCGAGUAUCUGAGCAGCGAGGAUACCUGGUCGGACUCGUACGACUCCUCCGACUAUACCAGCUCGGACCUGGAGGGCUCCGAGCACAAGGGGCAGCUGAAGGCGCAGAUCUCCGCCAGCUGCCAGCAGAUAAUCAACAAGUUCGAGGUGGACGAGGAGGGAGUGCGAGGCGAUGGAGGUCUGCUGGACGAGGCGCAUGCGCUGAAUGGCGAUACGGCCUUUGUCUACCAAAAGCUGGUGGCCUCCUUCAGCAAGGUGGCAGUGGGCGAAGCCAGCGAAGCGGCGCCCAAUGGCAGUGGCAAGGCAGUGGAGCCCGAUGAGGAUCGCCUGUCCACAACCAGCACGGAGCAGCGAUCGCCGCAGCUGUUUGCCAAGGUCAUGCAGCACAUAGGAACCCGCCUGGUGGCCCUGAUGCACGAGGUGAGCAGUGGCAAUGAGACGCCCAUGUCGACGCGGCACACUCGCCGUGCGCAGGCCAAGAUCUCGGCCACGACAACGGAGGAUGAGGAGGACGAGGUGGAGCAGCAGCUGCAGCUGAAGGCGCUGCCACUAAAGCAGCUGAAGCUGCGCAGCCGUUCGCAUGAUUUGCUGCUGGAUGGCGGCGCCAACAGCGGACAACAGGCACAGCUCCAUGGACACAUGACCGUCAAUGCGACGGUGGGUCAUCAGCAGGCAGGAGCCACGGGCACCGGAGCCGGCGACAAUGCCGGGGAGGAGUGCGGCGUGGCCAGCGAUUAUGAGCGCUUCUCGUGGCGCGGCAGUUUUGAGUCGGCAUUACUGGCUAAUGGCGACUCCAGAACGAGGCUCAGCCAGCUGAGCCAGCUAGACAGGGACAACUCGUCGUCUGCGUCCGCUUUGGCUGUGGCAAAGCGCCGAUCUGCAGGCGACCUGCUGUUCAGCCAGCACCAGCAGAGCCUUAGCCGCGAGCAGCUGGAUCGCGUGCGCUCCUGCGGCAGCAUUGGCGGCGGCGAUGCCCACCACCAUCAGCUGGAGGCAUCGCCCGCCAAGCCUUGGCUCUCGUCGGCCAGCUCCUGCGCCGAUUCCGCCAAGGAUGUACGCCGCUCCAGUGUGCCCGAUGCCAUCUACGAGACGGACUCCAGCGACGAGGGGCAAUCGGCACAGUUUACCGCCAAUCGCUCCACCUUGCCGCGCAGCCUGACGGGCAGCGUUCCAGUGGCUAGCACCAACUCCCUGCCACGCCUGCCCACCAGCUCGGUGGCGACGGUGGGCGCGCCUUUCACCAGCACGCCCAUCACCAAGUCGCAGAACGCGCUCAACUAUACGCCCUCGUCCACGGGCAGCGCCAAGAGCGCACGUUACCGCUCGCCGGGAUUGGCCGCACGUGCUGCAGCCGCCAACAGCAGCGGCGCAGGAGGCGUUGGCUCCGCCAGCUCCUCCAGCAGCUGUGGCAAAAAACUAGGCGGCGGUCUGCAGCAGUUCCUCUACUCCAAGCGUGAUGCACGCAAACGCCUGAACAUGUCAGCGGAGGAAGCCCGAGCAGCUGCCGAUGAGCUCAGCAAAUCUCCGGUUAUUGGACAACGCAAUCCGGAUGCCGCUGCCUCCAGUCCGAUACAGUCGCGUGCCUCGAGCGAAACAUGGCCGGCCCAGUCGGAUGAGGAUAUCGAUCGUCUGGUGGCCAUGCACCAGAAUCGCAGCAGUUUGAGUUCCCUAGGCGUGCGCUCGGAGUCCAUGGCCAGCGUUUAUUCGGGCGCCGGCGAGGGUCGCUAUGGCACUGUGGUGGUCAAGGGUCAGGUGGAGUUCGGCAUGCAGUACAACUAUAAGCUGGGCGCCUUGGAAAUUCACGUGGUGCGGUGCAAGGACUUGGCUGCUGUGGAUGCCAAACGCAAUCGCAGCGAUCCCUAUGUCAAGGUUUACUUGCUACCCGACAAGUCGAAGGCCGGCAAACGCAAGACCAAAGUCAAGAAGCACACACUGAAUCCCAUCUUUGACGAGACGCUGCGCUUCCACACGUCCAUUGCCAGCCUGGAGUCGAAAACUUUGUGGCUGACCGUUUGGCACUCGGACAUGUUUGGACGCAACGAUUUCCUGGGCGAGGUCAGCGUCAAUCUGCAGGGCCGUCUCUUCGACAAUCCCCAGUCGCAGUGGUACCUGCUGCAGGAGCGCAGCGAGCCAUUCGAUGAUGUGGCCACCUAUCGCGGCGAUAUUGUUGUGGGUCUCAAGUACAUUCCGCCAGAGAAUCUAAAGUCUUCGUUAUUCUCGCGUGGCUCCAGCCUCACAGGCAGCUCCUCGAAUCUGCGCAAGUUUGGGGGCAGCAUCAAGUCGGUGACCUCCAAGUCCGAUCGCAGCGCCAAGGGCGGACAGCUGCACGUGCUGGUCAAGGAGGCCAAGCACCUGAGUCCCAUCAAGACCAAUGGCACCUGCGAUGCCUUCUGCAAGAGCUACCUGCUGCCGGAUCGCACGCGCAGCUCGAAGCAGAAGACGCCGGUGGUGAAGCGCACUUUACAUCCCAGCUGGAAUUAUACGUUUGUCUAUGAGGACGUCUCCCUAAAGGAUCUGUCGGAGCGUGCUCUCGAGCUGACCGUCUGGGAUCACGAUCGCCUGGCCAGCAACGAGUUCAUUGGCGGCAUACGCUUCUCCACGGGCACAGGUCGCAGCUAUGGUCGGCAGGUGGAUUGGAUGGAUGCUACCGGCAAGGAGGUAUCUCUGUGGCAGAAUAUGCUAGACCGUCCCAACUUCUGGGUGGAAGGCAGCGUAGUGCUACGCUCCAGCUUGGAUGGCAUACGCUCGACAUUGCCAUAGGCACAGUUCCCGUCACAAUUUGCACAUUAGUAAUUUAUUGCCUAGCCACGCCCACACAAGUACACUCACACACAAACACACGUAUACAAUUGUGUGGCAGUUGCCCGUUUUCUCCCCUGGCUUGCGAAUACGUAAUGUGUAUUUGUAUUUGUAUUGUAUUUGUAUUUGUAUUUGAAUUGUGUUGAAUUGUAUUGAUAAUGUAAUAGGUAUUACAUAAUAGGGUACGAUGACAAGCAUUACUAGGAACUUAAGCAUGAAUGAAAUUCAUAGUUCGAUUCGAUUCGAUUCGACUCGGAGUCAUUCGUUUGCGAAUCGAUCGAUUGAAUGAUUCAAGUUUGAUUUGCAAGUUUAUAACAAUUAGAAUGAUUUCCAAUACUCGAAUAUAUGGCAGUCAGACAUACAUACAUACAUAGCACAUGUAAAGGUUUAUGAUUAUGGUGUGUCUGACUGAAGGCCAGACAUCAGCAUUAGCACUAGCAGUAGAGAUAACGCUGCAAUUUAUCUGUAUUGUUUUUCUAGUUUAAGCGGCACAAUGUUCAAAUACGAAAAACCAACAAGCAAACUAACAACUAAAGUGUUAUCAAAUUAUUGCACUACUUAUAAGAGGGUCAUAACCCAGAAGAUACUAUAAAUCGUAUGGCAAACACGCGGAUUGCUCAGUAAAAUGACGAUGAUGGAGUCGAUUGUCGACGUCGACAAAUUAGCCCAUAUACAUAUGCAUGUACAUGUACAUACACAUGUGUGUAUAUAUAUACAAAUAUAUAUAUUUAUAUAUAUAUAUAUAUAUAUCGAUAUACGCUAACUUAGGAUCAUUUGUGUGUGUAUUUUUUGUCCAAAAACAAAUGGAACUUGCAAUUUUGCAUACUGUAUGCAUUAAAUCUACGAUAAUAACUAAACCGACAUAAACUUUAAGCUAUGUAAUACAUAAUAUGUACUAGUACCUAUACA
Drosophila navojoa is the source of this 13691-nucleotide messenger RNA. It is a transcript of the gene btsz, whose product is annotated as bitesize. Gene Ontology annotation, molecular function: neurexin family protein binding; small GTPase binding. Gene Ontology annotation, biological process: exocytosis; intracellular protein transport. Lineage: Eukaryota; Metazoa; Arthropoda; Insecta; Diptera; Drosophilidae. Gene Ontology annotation, cellular component: plasma membrane; exocytic vesicle. The record is from RefSeq and is a predicted model, not a curated record.